AUGGCCCGCCAGCAGAAGGUCUUACGGCGCUCCCCGCCGGUCACGUGCCGGGAGCGCUGGCGCGCUGGCGAGGUCGCAGGAAAUGCAACGGCGGCGUGCGCCGCCGUGUGCUGCUGUGUACCGUGCUCGGUGAUGGACGUGGUUGUGCUCGCCGCCUACAAGGUCCCCGCCGGCCUCGUGAGGAAGGCCAUGCACAAGAGGAAGCGACGCCUGCUGCAGAAGAAGAACGAGAAAAACGAGGCUCUCUUGGAUCACAGGCCCGAUGAUUUUUCUGGGCCCACUCCCGGGCCCUGGCCCUCUCUGGACGAAGACCUCUCGGAAGACGAGGCGGAGGAGACCAGCAAGCUGGAAGAGGAGAUGUGGGCCCAGUUCAACGGAACGGGCUUCUGGAGAAGCGAUUCUCAGCGCCUCGAACAACAACAAGAACAACACCACCCCACUGCUGAAUGGCAUUGCCAGGCCCAAUGA
Messenger RNA from Vigna unguiculata (cowpea), 468 nucleotides. RefSeq lists its product as uncharacterized. The record is from RefSeq and is a predicted model, not a curated record. Lineage: Eukaryota; Viridiplantae; Streptophyta; Magnoliopsida; Fabales; Fabaceae.